AUGGCGGGUUCCACUGAUCAAGCAAUCACGAACCCUACAACAGUAUGUGAUCUUGUCGAGCAGUGGGCACAGAGGCAGCCAAACCACAUUGCCAUCUCGUUUGGAAACAGAACAGUCACAUACUCAGAGCUUGAUAACGCAGCAACUCAUAUUGCAUGGCUUUUGUCCGAGAAGCAGGUUAAACAUGGAGAUAAAAUUCCUGUUCUGGCGCAGAGAGGCCCGGAAAUGGUAGCCUGCUUCUUGGGCGUUCUUAAGGCUGGUGCCUCCUAUAUCCCUAUUGAUAUAGAAUCUUGGAGCGAAGAUCGAAUCCAGUCAACAUUGAAGCGAGUAUCCGCCCGAGUUGUUUUAAACACUUGCACAGACGAAUAUCCUGAAUAUGAAGAGGUUUCGCAUACCCAGAUUGAGGCAGCCUUUGCGUCAGACAUAUCGCGACACUGGCAAAGGAAUGAGGACCGCCCGUGGAAAAAAAUCCAGUCUGCUGAUCUGGCCUACAUUAUUUUCACUUCAGGCACAACCUCUACGCCAAAAGGCGUCAUGAUUCCGCACAGCGCACUUUUGAACUAUGUGCAGCAAGGCGGAGAGGAGACUCCCUUUAAUCUGAACGCAACACCCGACGACACUGUCAUGCUCAUAUUCUCGCCUGCUUUCGACGCUGCUACUGGGGCCAUUAUGUCGACUCUCUGCAAUGGUGCUGAGCUGAGAAUUGCAACCACGUCUGAUUUCUUGCAUACUGUGACGCUUUGUACUAUUAUAGCGUGCACACCAUCUGUCCUACAAACGAUACAAGAUCCUACAACUUGUUCCAAGCUGCGGACUAUUGUGCUUGGUGGAGAAGCGCCGCCCAUCGCGUUGGUUCGCAAAUGGGCAGAAACUUUGCCGACCUCUGCCAUCUACAAUUUCUAUGGGCCAACAGAAACUACCAUUGCUUCGCUCGUGGCACGCCUCCAUGCAGAUAAGCCUAUUACUCUGGGACGUCCAAUGUCGAAUGGACGUAUAUUGUUGCUUGAUGGAGAAACCGAGUCUGAUUACGGAGAAAUCUGCUUAACCGGCCCAGGCUUGGCCAGAGGUUAUUACGAAAAUGAAGCGCUCACAGCCGAAAAGUUUGUGUUCUGGCAAGGCGAAAGAAUCUAUCGAACUGGAGACUUUGGCCGAUUCACAGACCACGGACUGGAAUUCGCUGGUCGAAAAGACAGCUUUGUCAAGAACCGUGGAUUUCUUAUAAACCUUGAUGCCCAGGUGAUUCCCAUGCUCAGCAACAGCCCCAAUGUCAUGGCGGCUACGGCUUUCAUGUAUCGCGGCCGGCUAGUGGCGUUUGUGACGCCUGAAACCGUUGAUGGCGUUGCUUUGAGAAAGACCCUGUCUCAGGAAUACGACGCCUUUAUUAUACCAGAUUUGAUUCGCACAGUAGAAUUCCUGCCUCUUACUCCCAACGGCAAAGCGGACAAUCGAGCUCUGCAAGGAUUGUUGGACGCUGAAAGCUCGCAAGCGGUGGAUGGUGGUUCAUUGCAAGGCAUUUCUGAUACCGGUUCAAAGAUGGAUGUAUUGAAAGCCGCGCUCUCCUUUGCUACGUCAAUUCCUCUAUCAGACAUAACAGAUAACAGUUCCUUUGCAGAACUGGGUGGAAACUCACUAGCAGGACUGAAAGUAUUAUCUUUUUUACGAACAAAAGGUUUCCAUCUGCGACUCAGCAUGCUCUUUGAUCUCCCGGAUCUAGCUGCCAUUCAUGAUGCGAUUGAAAAACUUGACGAGGAAGAAGGAUAUGCAGAGGAUCAAGCGCAGACUCCUACGUCAGGGCCCCUGUCAACCCUCCAAGCCAAGAUGAUUCAAGCAGGACUUCGAAAUCCUACUGUGAAUUAUAUGUUACUACGAAUCUCUCUACCUCAUACAGGAAAAUCGCUGAGUGGAAGCAGAUUCCAGUCUGCAUGGCGCCGCGUCAUUGAGCGGCACUCAAUUUUCCGCACCACAUUUAAUCUGAAAGAUCAGUUACAAGAGGUGCAUCCAGAGCUUAACCUUGACUGGAGCAAUGAAGAGACCACAAAAGAUCAGCUGCAGAGCGUUAUCCAGGCCCGUUCCCAGGAGAUGCGCAAGAAAAUCUCGUACAUUGAGCACGGAGAUACAUUCGUGCCCAUCUCUGCUUACCGACUCAUCACUGUUCCUAACGUCGGCUCUACGCUCUUAUCCCUUGUACACCAUAGUAUAGCAGAUGGAUGGUCGUUCAGUGUGAUAUUAGACGAGCUUCGACUGGCCUUGGAUGGAAAAUCUCUCCCGGAUCCUCCACAGUUCAUUAACAUUGCCAAUACUCAAGCGCGGCUGCAGGAAGAUGCCCAAGGCAACGCAUUUUGGGAUGCGCUCCUGGAGGAUAGUUUAACGCAGCCACAGCUGACUCUACCAAGGCCUCCCGCUGAUACACCGGCCGCUGAUUGGUCCAAAAGCCUCCAAGUGAACCUUGGCUUCACACCAGAGGGUUUGGAAACUAAAGCACGUCUUCGGAGAAUUACACCGGCAACAAUGAUCUACGCAGCAUGGGGCCUGCUUCUAAAGAUGCUGGAGUUCCAAUGGUCUUCUGAUAAGACUGUGGCUAAAUUGCCAGCAGAUAGAAUAGCCAAUGCACUCCAGACCAUUGUGGUCAUGGAAUACGAUCUGCCGACUCUGGGAGGAACUUGUGAGGCACUCCCAGAGCCCUGGAGCAUCGAACGCGAAGACAUGAUGGAGUUUGGCAUCUCUUUGCUACUUGAAGCAGAAGACGAUGGCAGCCUUCGCGCCCGUAUUCUAUAUGAUGGCUUGCGAUAUACUGAGCGGAGUAUCACUGGCCUUUUAAGCCACUUCAAGAGUGCGAUACAAGGGCUACUGGAUAACAAGAAUACUCUGAUCCAGGAUGUUCGCGAUAAGAUUAUUACAGGUGAAGAAAGACAUGGCUUAUUGAAUCCGCCACGAGGCCGAGUUGGCAACUAUCAAGGUUAUGACACCAUCAAAGACGCCUUUGAGGCUUCUGCAGCGAAAUGGCCAGAUUUGCGAGCUCUGGAGUCGACGCGCGGUUCAAUGACUUAUCGGGAACUAGACGAGGCUGCCAACAAGUUGGCUAACCAUCUGCGAUCUAUCACGAAGCCAGGGAGCGUUGUUGGCAUUCUCACCGAUGGCUCUCUUCACUGGGUUGUGGCAAUCUUAGCAGUGCUUAAAGCAGGCUGCAUUUGUUGUGCCAUUGAUGUUAAUCUACCAGAAGCACGCAUCAAAAUCAUCACCGAACAGAGUGGCGCUUCGGUUUAUAUUGCUGCGAAUGAAAACUGUGCACGAGUAAUCCAGAACACAUCAGAGAAGCACAUCAUAGUCUCGGAGGAGUUUGUUGCGUCCUGCAAGGCUGAGCCCCAACAACUCGAGACCAUCUCAAAGCCAAAGGACGUCAUCUACCUUGUUUUCACCUCAGGAAGCACCGGCAUCCCGAAAGGUGUUGCGUUGCAUAAUCACAGUCUUCUCAUGGUUAUCGACCAUGAGCCCACUCGUCUCUUCUCCGGGCCUGGUCGUCGCAAUGGCCAAGUCUACGCUCUAGGUUUUGACGUGGUUCUGGUUGAAAUCUUUGGUACAAUUUGCUAUGGCGGUACACUGGUCUUAAAGGACCCUAAUGAUCCGCUGGGUCAUCUUAAGCGUGUUGACGCAGCGCAUUCUACCCCUUCGCUUCUGGCAGCUUUGUCGCCGGAAGAGUAUCCAAAUCUUGACACUAUUGGUCUUGCUGGAGAAGCUGUGCCUCAAAGUCUUGCUGAUGCGUGGUCACACAAGCGCCUAUUCAACUUUUACGGACCAAGUGAGUGCGCUCCUAUCUCAACUGGAACUGAGCUUCUUCCUGGUGACAAAGUAACCAUCGGUAAAGCCGUCCCUCAUUUGGAUCUUUACCUUCUGGACCACCAUCAGUGUCUUGUUCCUCCAGGAAUUACCGGAGAGAUCUAUCUUUCUGGAGAGCAAAUGACACGUGGAUACCGGAAUCUGCCUAACCAAACCAAGGCCGCGUUUUUGCCAAACCCUUUUUCUCCUGGCAAAUUUAUGUAUAAGACCGGAGACUUGGGUUGUUGGACAGAAGACAUGAAGGUCGCCUAUAUGGGUCGCAUUGACAAUCAAGUGAAAGUGCGAGGGUUCCGAAUCGAAAUGGAGGAGAUUGAAAGAGCUCUGGUACGAGCUGAUUCCGCCAUACAACGUGCCGCUGCCAUUGUCGUUGACGGUAUCCGCAUUGUUGCCUUUAUUACACCAAGCACUGUUGAUACUUCGGCAGUUUCUCGGAAACUGAAGACAUUGCUACCGGCUUAUGCUUGUCCUGCUCAAGUGAUGGCGUUUGAGUCUCUGCCGCAGUCAUCAAACCUCAAGAUUGACCGGAAAGCACUUCAGUUGUUGGCUACCGAGUAUAAAGACCAGGGAGAUGCUCCAUCGACACCGACUGAGAAGAUCAUUGCAGAAGUCUGGAGCCAAAUUCUCAACUUUGAAGACGAUAGUAAAGUACGCAUUACGAGAGACGAUGACUUUUUGGCUAUUGGCGGAAACUCUCUAUUGGCUAUUAAGGCAGCUCGGUUGAUCUCUGAGUCUAUUGGCUAUCACAUCCCCAUGCCACUCUUGAUCAGAGAAAGAGUCUUAUCCGGCCUCGCGCAAGCCAUUGAUGGAUACAAAUCUCAAGGAGAUCUAGAAGAUGGACUCACCACUUUCAGAUCCUUCUUAUCCAACCUAUCUACCCCAACGAGUCUGGCUGCACCCCAAGCACCAUCAGAGUUGGAAGAAGAGUUAUAUGUCUGGCAUACCGUGACAACCACUAAAUCUCUUCUCAACACCGCAUUUCAGUUCAUCAUUGAAGGCGAUGUGGACGCUACAUUGCUUAAGCAGGCUGUGGUCUCCGUGAUCCGGAAACAUCCCAUUCUUCGAGCCCGCUAUGUCCUCGAAAAUGGGCUAUUGUUCCGCUUGAUCAGCGACGAAGUUACUGAACCGCUGUUUUUCACUGGAGGCGCGUUAGAUUCCAAUGAAUUACAGUCGCUGAUUGACAAGCCAUUUGAUCUAGCCAACGAUCAACUGAUCAGGGUGGUCAUCUGGAGCCAGGAAGAUGAGAAUUCGAAAAUGACGACUUCACUUUCACUCAUCACUCAUCAUAUAAUCACAGACAAAGCCUCACUUGCCAUUUUGCUGCAAGAAGUCAGUGAAGAGUACCAGUCAGCAAUUAAUGGUAUCACUACCGAUAAACUGAAUGGAGAUGCAAGUUCUCACAAGGGUAACUAUAUUGAAUGGACUCAAUGGCUUCAGCAAAAUAGCAAGCUGCCUGCCACGCCUGAAUUAACAGCUAAACGCGAGUUCUGGAAGACCAGAGUUGAGGGCAUCCAAUCUAUUGAGUUUUCUGAUAGCCUUGAGACUCAGGUUCUUGACACCGAAAUACCCGGCUACCAAUCUUUCGUUAUACCAACCGCAGAUAGUGCGGGCUUUUCUCAACGGCUAGCCCUGGCUACAACCGCACUGACAGUUUCAGCGGUGUUCGGUAACACCGAUAUUACGCUCGGUAUUCCAUAUAUGAGUAGAGACGAGCCUGGAUCGGGGAGCUUAAUGGGGUUAUUCCUUGACCGACUUCCAGUGCGCUUUGCUUUCAAUGAAAGUAACAUGGCCGACUCUACGCGCCUCAUUAAUGACAUUACAACAGAGGUCAAUCUUGCAACUGAAAACCAGAUACCUUACGCUGAGAUUCUACAGUUGGCAAAAGAUAAAAAGUCUCUCUUUGAUGUCAUGGUGAUUUAUCACUGGCAGUCAGAUGCCUUGGAGCACUCUCUCAAGAUACCCGGAGCUCAAGUCUCAAGCAAACCUAUCCGAGCCCGAGGAGCCAAGUUCCCACUGCAGCUGGAGUUCAGUGAACAGCAGGACGGAUUGCACUGUGGAAUCGAGUACGAUGCUUCCAAUAUCUCUCCUUCGCAGAUGGCAGCUAUUAUUUCCUACAUGCCUAUAGUAAUCAAGGGUCUUGUCUCUGACUUAGCACCAGCUGAGAUCCUUUCUUCGUUCCAAGCUGUUAAGCAUAUCAAUCCCCUGUUGGCUAUGCCGACUUUCAAGAGUAGAAUUGCCGAAGUUUGUGGCAUUUUCUCUGAGGCGCUGGGAAUACCUUUGACAGAGAUCACGCCUGAUCUGACGCUGUUCGAUCUUGGAGGAACACCUAUGACUGCUAUUCGGCUGCACUACUUGUUAACUGAAAAGGGCUUACAUUGUGAUCUGCUUAAUAUUCUUAGAAGGCCUACCGCAAAGGAUAUUGCUUGGUUGAGUUAG
This is a messenger RNA of Trichoderma gamsii, 6267 nucleotides long. RefSeq lists its product as hypothetical. The transcript has 5 exons. Gene Ontology annotation, cellular component: cytoplasm. NCBI's taxonomy places the organism in Eukaryota, Fungi, Ascomycota, Sordariomycetes, Hypocreales, Hypocreaceae. Gene Ontology annotation, biological process: amino acid activation for nonribosomal peptide biosynthetic process; secondary metabolite biosynthetic process. Gene Ontology annotation, molecular function: phosphopantetheine binding; catalytic activity. Bases 1 to 6267 code for a protein of 2088 amino acids. The record is from RefSeq and is a predicted model, not a curated record.